UUCGCGUAUUUCAUGAAUCAUUUAUUCUCAAAAGUUUUAAAUAUUUAAUUUAAGUUAUAACGCGCAAGAAGAAUUUUUUGUGCAGUGAACAAAAAUUUAUGAUGACAAAAUUUCUCGACCGAAUAUUGAUGAUACGAAAAAGUUACUCUAAUCUGCCUUUUCUCAAAUCUUUAAAUUUUGGCAUAUCCAUUAAUGACCAGUUUUAAAUUUCUAUUAACGUGAUUUCUCUGCGCAUUUGUAAGCGCGAGGUCCUUUUUUAAGAGCAAACGAUGUAAGCAUUGAACAUAAUUAAUUAAUACAAAAUUAUGCAUUAAAUCCUUAACACCGACAAAAUACCAAAAUCUGACCUUCCCCAACCCCAACCAAAUCCAUUCUUAAUCUUUUGUUAUUGGGAAAGAUUUCCAGAAAACUGCCCAUUUUUAAUAAAGAUUAAUCCAAAAGAAAACAGCUUGGGCGAUUCCAAAAGCAGAAUAUAAUUUCCAAUAAAUUAAUCUGCAAAAUCCAGCACAGCUUUCCGGAAAAGUAAACCUAUCUAUCAAAGUAGCAUAAUUUUAAUUAAGAAUCUAAUUCUUGUCUAAUUCCUGUCCUAGAAAUGAAUUAUGAAAUUUUUUAAUUAUUUGUUCAACUAUUUUUAGUUCUUCUUUGUGAAUUUUCCCAAUUCACAUAUAUCGUCAAAGAGUACAAUUAGGAAAAAUGAAGCAAUGGAAAUUUUUUCCGGAACUUGUAACUUGGCAACAGCUUGGCAAAAUCGGAAUAUUUUUCCAUUGUUGAGAGCAUUUUGCAAUUUUCGUUUCACACUUCGCCUGUUCAGCUGAGCACAGCCAACGUUUUCUAUGUAAAAACAAAUUACAUUCCCCCUACAUAAGCGUCCCAUAAGCUCCCUGCUUGCGUUCGUAUCCUUUAAUUACUUUAAUUACAGAAUCUCUCCCCUGGUUUAUUGCAUGCUCCGCAGGAAGCAGCAGGAAGGGAAGGUCGCCGUUUUUGUCCCUAAAUUUUUUCCCCUAAAACCAAUUUCUUCAUUUCCCCUAAAAUCAAAACCCCUAAAACCAUUUUCCCAAAACUUUUUUUCUUUCAUUUUCCCUAAAGUGAAAAAAUUGGAAAUACAUCUUUUACCUGAAACCGGAAAACGGAGCCAAAUAUAAUUUAGUCUUCCUUCGAAUAUCACUAUAAGAAAGGUACGCUUAAAACACAAGUUUCAAUAUUCUGACUGAUUCUGACCAAAAUAUUUUAAAAAUCAAUUUAAUUUGUUACCAAAAGAUGGAUUAAAUCGUCAAAUUUUAUGUAAAAAUGUAAUUUUUUUAAAUUUUCAAAAUCGAUUUUUAGUUUCAUUUAUUUUGUCGCCUUUUUAUAACCAUCUUCAAGUCUUAUUGUGAUUCCAAAUACCGAGUACACUUCAUCGAUCUUUUCCCAUAUUGCUAAAAUUUCCUUUUUCCGUUUUUACUUGCUGAAUUUGCAAACUUCUUUAAAAGUCAGCCAGACGUACAAUAGUGACAAAGCCAUUGAGCAUUUGUACAGAUUAUAUUUUUGCUUCAGUUUUAUAAGAGUUAGUGAGCCCCAAACUUUGUAAUUUUUUUAGUGUGGACUUUAUAACUUCGUGUAAGAUUUGAAUUGUGUUUUUAAUUUUAAUCAUUUACAAUACAUAAUCUGUAAAUGAUGGAGUUGGCAACCAACAAUUUUGCAUAAUGGAAACAGCCCUGAAUCCUGCCUUCUGUUAUGGUUUAGGGGCAAUGAAAUUUAGGGGAAAUGGAGUUUAGGGGAAAUACAGAAAAAAUCCAUUAGGGGAAAUAAAUUUAGGGACAAAAAGGGGCUCCCCUGGGAAGGAGAAGGCGCAGGAGAAGGAAUCGCUGCUGCUUGCCUGCCUGGGGCUGCCUUUGCCUUUUUGCUGGCUGCAGUGGCUUCUUUUCUUCUUCACUUUUAGUUUGUCCGUGGGUGCGCGUGGGUGAAGUUGGACGCACAUUCAGCUGCUCCUUCAGAAUAUUUUCCUUGCAAGAUUUCAACUGCUGAGAGACGCUCAACACCAAAUCAUGGCAGAAGGUCCUGGAAGCAGCGCCGAGGGCAGAAAAGUGAAGCUGGUGUUCAGCGACGGUGUGGAGAUUAUCGAGGAAGUUGAGUUCCUCAGAGAAAUCAGCGAAUACUUUGAUGUCAUGUUUCGGGACACCUUCCAAGAGUCCUCGAUGGACACGAUCGAGUUAAAGGAUUUCAGUGGAAAAUUCGUAAAGAUCUUUUUGAGGGAGGUGAAAGAGGGCAGGAACAAUAACCACGAUUUGUACCUGAUCGUCUACAGAAUUAUGUCACCUAAAAUUUUCCAAACACUCCGAUUGCUGAUGGUCAAGGUGGACUUGGAGGAAAUCGCCAUGGUCACCAUGUCCAUGGCACAAUUGGAGGAGUAUCGGAAGAUCGCCGCUGAAACCGGAAACCAAGUUUUGGAAGAGAACUGCCUGCGGAAGGCGUGUGGAGUUUUCUCGGAAUUCAGCGAAACGCCUGGCUUUGAGAUGUUGUCCAUCGAGAAGCUCAAGAUGAUACUGAACAGCAAGUACUUGGACUGCGAGUCGGAGACUGAGGUUUUGAGAGGAGUGUUCAGAUGGCUCAACUACGACAUUAUUGGACGGGAGGAGCAUUUCGAGACGGCCCUUUCGCUCAUCAACUGGCCCAAGAUAAACUUGAAUCAGUUCCAGUUUCUGGCGGAGACGUCGAACGUUGUCAGAAGGAGCAAAAAACUGAAAGACCUGGUCAACUUCAUCUACCACAAAUCGAGAAUCGAGCCCAGCGGCCUCACACUUUCGGAGGAGGUGCAAAGGGCCGCGUCGGAGAUUCUUCUGAACUGCAGACAACGAUCGUUGCAGCCCGUUUGCUUGACCAUCCAAAAUGAGUUCACCUACACCAAGAACCGAUACGCCUCGAUGUUCUUUUUCGACUUGGACAGCAAUUUGUUCAUGGACAACCUCGUUUGCGAGCACAAGGAGAGCAUGAGUUAUGAACAUGACUUCGACGUUCAUGACUUCAAGGUCUAUUUGUUCGGGAGAUUGAGCAGGGGCGAAGAAAAGGGACUCAUCAGGACCAGACCUAUCAGCAUCCCUGUUGAUUGGACUCAAAAGGCUGGAUAUGAGGUCAGAUUGGCCAGCACUCGCGAAGUGGACCUGGACGAAGAGCCAUCGGGCGAUCGUGCAGCGAGGGUUCGCACUGAGCUGCGCCAGGUGAAAUUCUACAUGAGGAAGGAGGAGGAAAGGACUGCGUCUGAUGAGGAAAAUGUUCCGUUCAUCCCGGACAACUCUAUUGAUGCUCAGCGCUCGGGAGGAAAUUUCUACAUCUUCCACGUCGGUUGUGACCGGUACAACAUCAAGAACGAUGCGGUGGAAACUUUGUGGGAGACUGAUGAUGGCUACACUUCUUGUGUCAAGUUUCCAUUCAUCUACAGCGCCUUCAGGGAGGGGAAAAUCUUGAAGCUCCACGAGUUUGACUUGCGCAGCUUCACAAGGACCACCAUGGAGAGUGACUUUGUUGAGGAGGAGGAAGGACCACCUCAGCGUAGCGGCCCGUUUGGGCUCCUGUUGAGGAGGAAUAAUCCUGCACCCAGUCCCCCUGUGCUCCUCUCCUCAGGCCUCAGCUUCCUCACGCCCAUCGAAGAAAAAUUUUACAUUUCGGAGAAAAUGGGCGACUCCUUCAAUGAUCCCGAACGUGUCUCCCGUGAAAGUUUUCAUCUCGAGGAGGAACUGAUCCGAAGUGGGAAGCCAAUUGUCCACCAGUUCACCUACGGAAACGAUCUCUACUUCCUGCUCAAUGAAAAGGCUGGCAACGAUACUGGUGAGCGUUGCUUCGGACUCUACAAGUUCCUGGGCAGAGGGGUUGGCCUGCAGAAGAUCAAGGAUCUGCCCGACAUGGCCGUCCAAAUGAAAAGACUGCUGGCCAAACACUUGCAGCUCAACGAAGACGAGAUCAACCUUUCCAACUCGAUCAAGUUCAAAAUCGUCAACCCCCUCUGGGUGGAGGGUUUCAAGUACAGGAGUGGCAUGACCACCACUGCAGUUCCGAUGGAAACCGACUAAAGCGUGCAAUUGAGAUUCCGCCCAUGCAGCUGGGAUUAAAUGUUUAACCACAAGAUUAGAUUUAAGAAUUUAAGCUUAUGUGACGUACCAAUUAAAGAGUUUGGGAACUCAAAAUACAUACAAUUUCAAUUCAAACUUUGUAAUGCCUAAUGAAAAUUGACAGCUUUCCUUCAAAAUUUUUGGAAGUUUAUUUUAAUUUUUCAUAAUUUUAUAAUUUUACUAGAUGUGAUUC
Molecule: messenger RNA, 4275 nt
Organism: Neocloeon triangulifer
Lineage: Eukaryota; Metazoa; Arthropoda; Insecta; Ephemeroptera; Baetidae
Exons: 12
Coding region: 2025-4043 (672 amino acids)
Molecular function (GO): protein binding
Source: RefSeq, a predicted model, not a curated record